Molecule: messenger RNA, 2411 nt
Organism: Varanus komodoensis (Komodo dragon)
Lineage: Eukaryota; Metazoa; Chordata; Lepidosauria; Squamata; Varanidae
Gene: ARHGEF25
Product: Rho guanine nucleotide exchange factor 25
Exons: 16
Coding region: 53-2014 (653 amino acids)
Biological process (GO): axon guidance
Cellular component (GO): cytoplasm; plasma membrane
Molecular function (GO): guanyl-nucleotide exchange factor activity
Source: RefSeq, a predicted model, not a curated record
GCUCAAUGGCUGGCGCCACGGGUGACAGAGCCCAGCGUGGCCGGGCGGCACCAUGAGGGGUGGGAGCCAGCAAGGCUGUGCCUGCCACCACUUGUUCCGUAAAGUCCUGGCCAAGUGUAGCUGCUGCCCCUCCCGGGCACGAGAUCCCUACUCUAUUGCAGGCAGUGAUGGCAGCAUCUCUGCCUCAGUGGCCUCAGUCCAGCCACAGGCAUCCAGCAGCUCGGCUCCCAGCUCCCCUGCUUCCCGACAUUCGGUCAGCACCCUCAAGAAAUGGCUGACCAACCCUGUGCGCAAGCUAAGUGCUGGUGGGCUACCUCGGGGCGAACGCCCACUCAGGAAAACAGAGGGCCGGACUCGGCGACAAGGGCGUCAGGAGGAUCGCAAGAGCAUCGACCUGGGCCUUCUGGGCCAAGCAGAAGGGCCACUUCCUGCCCCACAGGAGCCAGUUAGCACGGAAGGCAAUGCUCAUCUCCCAGACCUUUCCUUGCUCUCCAGCCUGCUAGAAGGAAAUGGCUCAGGAAAACCCACCCAGGGUCCUGACCCCUCUCUGCUCCCCAGUGAUCCCCAAAGCCCUGGCCCCCCCGUGGAACCUGUGGUGCAGCCCCCAGCCUCUGAGGAACAGGAGGAGGAGGAGAGGCGCAGUGCCUUAGAAAAGAGUAUGUUUGUGCUCAGGGAGUUGAUCGAGACUGAGAAGAAGUAUGUGGAGGACCUGGGCAAGAUUGUGGAGGGUUACAUGGCGACCAUGAAUGCCCGAGGCAUCCCCGAGAAUAUGAAGGGCAAAGACAAGAUAAUUUUUGGGAACAUCCACCAGAUCUACGACUGGCACAAAGACUAUUUGCUGAAGCAGCUGGAAAGGUGUCCCGAAGAUCCUGAACUGUUGGCGGACCUGUUCAUAAAGCACGAGCGCCGUUUGCACAUGUACGUUGUUUACUGUCAGAACAAGCCCAAAUCUGAGCAUGUUGUGUCCGAAUUUAUUGACACUUACUUUGAGGAAAUGAAGCAAGAACUGGGACAUCGCUUGCAGCUCAGUGACUUGCUCAUCAAACCUAUACAGAGGAUCAUGAAAUACCAACUGCUGCUUAAGGAUUUCCUGAAGUACUAUGGCAAAGCUGGCAACAACACAGAACAGCUCGAGAAAGCUGUGGAGGUGAUGUGUUUUGUUCCCAAGCGCUGCAAUGACAUGAUGAAUGUGGGUCGUCUUCAGGGCUUUGAGGGGAACCUAACAGCCCAGGGAAAGCUGCUGCAGCAGAACACCUUCUGGGUGACAGAGCAGGCAGGUGGGAUCCUGGUCCGUGGUCGUGAACGCCGCAUCUUUCUCUUUGAGCAGAUUGUCAUCCUAAGUGAGACUUUGGAGCGGCGACGUGGUCCAUAUGCCGCCCCAUCUUAUACCUUCAAGAGCAGCAUCAAGGUAAGCUGUUUGGGCCUGGAGCCCUGUGUGGACAACGAUCCCUGCAAAUUUGCACUGAUCUCCCGUGGCACAGAACGGGGCACCAUCCGUUAUGUACUGCAGGCUGCAACACCAGAGAUUGUCCAGGCCUGGGUGGCCGACAUCAACCUCAUCUUGGAGACACAACGUGAUUUCCUCAAUGCACUGCAAUCACCCAUAGAGUACCAGCGCCGAGAAAGCAAGACCCACAGUCUAGGGCGGACAGGAGCCCUGCAUCCCUCGCCUGCCCGACCCUGCUCCUCAGUCUCCAUGGACCAGAACAAAGGAUCUAGCCUCCAGACCCACAAUGCCUCCCUGCCCUCCCUUUACCUUCCUGGGCCAGCCCAACCUGAACAUCCACCAUCUGUAGAGCCACCUCGCAGCCAAAGCUCUCCAGGGCCUGAACCGAUUCACAUACACUCUGAGAGCUCUGAGGUCCAGCUCACAGGUGCCCUCCAGCAGGAGUCACUGCAUAUGGCCCCGCGUGACGAUGACGCCAGGCCACUGCUCCCCGAACCUGAUGUCCUGGAAAUCACCUUCCCUCAAGGCUGCGCCCAGCUCGCCAAACUCGAUGAGGAUGAACUGUGACUCUUGGACUGUGGGGCAGCCCCUGUGAAGCCCAGGAACUUAGACUGGGGAAGAUCCAAGUGGCUCUUCCCUCCUUUUCUGCACGCUCUCCUUCUGGUGGCUCAGAGAGAGAGAGAGGCUGUGGCGGCGGCGGCGGCACCAGGAUGAAAGCACGUGCUGCUGUCUGAUCCUGCUCCUGAAGGCCAGAUGUCCCCUUCCUAUAUUGGGGUUCGGGAACCCCACAUUGGGACUAGGGAAUGCUGCCGGAGGCCCUUCCCUCUCCCCCAAACCCUCGUAUAUGCAUGCUGUGGGGUUCUAGAGGGCUUCAGGUCAGGGCUGUCAGACAAGGCGGUUGGAUUGCGUGACAUGAGAAUUUUAUUUUGUUUGUUGUAAUAAUAAAGAUUUUAGUUAAAACAAA